This is a messenger RNA of Bipolaris sorokiniana ND90Pr, 1071 nucleotides long. RefSeq lists its product as uncharacterized. The record is from RefSeq and is a predicted model, not a curated record. NCBI's taxonomy places the organism in Eukaryota, Fungi, Ascomycota, Dothideomycetes, Pleosporales, Pleosporaceae. The coding region runs from base 1 to 1071 and encodes 356 amino acids. The transcript is spliced from 3 exons.
AUGUUCUUCGAACACCUUACACUCAUUUUAUCAUGCUUGUUGCUGCAGGUGCAUGCAUUCCGCUUCUCACCCCCUAGCGAUGACACUGCCUUCGGUAUCAAUUUUGGCAAGCACGUCGGCCGUGAGGAAGAUCGACUCAACCGCUACCUAUGGGCUGGGGUUCGUGACUCUCCGUAUGUAGUGCAUGACCAAAAGGCCAAAGUCAUCACGUACAGACUCCCUCUUCGCAAGCGUGCGCAAGACCCCCUGAUCGGAUUUCCAAAUUGCUUAAAAUGCGCUGGCGGAGCCCGGUUCAACGGCAAUCUCGAUGUCGACCGGGAUCUUACCGCCAGCAUUUUGAAGAGAGCGAUCAAGCCUGGUGGGCAAGAUGGCCAAUGUCUUUUCUACGGUCAACGUGAAGAUAUGUGGCCCAAGGACGAGUCCAGGGCGUGCGAUAAGCAGACGGAAACUUCUGGCUACGAUUACUACUGCCUGAAUGCUUGGGAACCGAAAUGCUGUUGGCUCAAUGGUCUCUGGGGAGAAGGAGGAAAGGAAAUCAUGGAGAACAACAUACCGUCCCGUGAUGCACGCGAACUGAAGACUCGACCAUACUUCCAACAAAUGUCGCAAGCAAUGGCGGAAACCUGUACCGGAGAUGUGUACGUCGUACACGAGCACUAUGAUGAGCUGGCAACGUAUCAACCGAAGGGUCAGAACCCUUCCAUUUGGAUUAGCCAUGAAUUACCCGCUCUGAGGCGAAGCCAGUUGCGGGGAAUAUUAGGCAAAGUAUGGGUUAUACCAGUCGUUCCCGCCCUACUCAGCGGAGUAGAGGGACUCGCUGCCAAUACCGACCGCUCCACUUGGCAAGAUCAGACUAAAGUAUUGAAUUCAGGCGCAGCGAGGAGGUACGUCGAAGAUCAUGAAGGAAUGGCCUUGGAGUGGAAGAUGAUCAGAGAAGCCCUCCGGCUCCAGGAGCGUCAGCGGGCAUCUUCACCCCCUAACAAUAGCACCCAGGCCUUGGAGGCUAGAUGGCAGACUUGCCGCAACAGUGCAGCCGCACGCGAGGCGAAAGGGGCGGACUACUUUGGUUGA